Thalassophryne amazonica is the source of this 2578-nucleotide messenger RNA. RefSeq names its product T-box transcription factor 21 (gene tbx21). Gene Ontology annotation, cellular component: nucleus. Gene Ontology annotation, biological process: regulation of transcription by RNA polymerase II; positive regulation of DNA-templated transcription; cell fate specification. Bases 266 to 2113 code for a protein of 615 amino acids. The transcript is spliced from 6 exons. Gene Ontology annotation, molecular function: DNA-binding transcription factor activity, RNA polymerase II-specific; RNA polymerase II cis-regulatory region sequence-specific DNA binding. The record is from RefSeq and is a predicted model, not a curated record. Lineage: Eukaryota; Metazoa; Chordata; Actinopteri; Batrachoidiformes; Batrachoididae.
CUGGUGGUGGGGGGGCAAAAGACAAUCACCUUCUCGGGUAAAUAAAAGUUCACUGAAAAGCAUGUGAGCCCGUGUGAAGGAUGUUUUGAAGUUCUAAAUGAGCCUCUGACUGAUGGAGACACCGAAUUUGGGGAAGUUGAUGCCAUGUCAGUGCGCUCGCAGCAAUCAGAUUUUAAAAAAUCGUAGCUGAGAGUCCCUGCGGGCUGUGCGCACUCUUAUUCCGCACACUGAUGGUUUUACGCACAGACUGGGCGCGGGGCUGCAAAUGGGCGGCAUAGGUGGCAACCUCUACCUCAGCAUGUUGAAUGGGACUGAAACGCAAACUUUCGGGAAGAGCAGCGACAUCGGCGGCCACCUUCACAAGGAGUUUAAAAUGGGAAUCCAGGACGCGCGGUUCUACUAUCCGGACGGCGUCCAGGGCGCCCAGGACGCGUUUCCACUGUCCUACCACUCUGAGCAGACAAUCGGAGGGUUCGGUGCGCAGCCGGGCAGGUUUUACCCACACUCCCUCAGCAGCUGCCCGUACGGCGGCGUGCGCUCGCCGACAAGAAGCGGAGCCGGACAGAAUUACGUCUCCACGGGUGGAGACGCUUUUCCCACGACUGGAAAAGAUGCGUACCCUCCGUCUCCGGAGAAUUACGCGACAGGCUUUCAACACGGGUACCAACGGGCACCUCUUUACCCUUUACCUGGGCUACAGGUGUGCGGCAAGACGCAGGCGCUCCUCAAUAACUACCCGCUGUGGGCCAAGUUCCACAAGUUCCAAACGGAGAUGAUAAUAACCAAACAGGGGAGGAGGAUGUUCCCCUUUCUGAGCUUCAACAUCAGUGUUCUGGAUCCUUCAGCCCACUAUAACGUCUUUGUGGACUUGAUUUUGGCUGAUCAGCACCAUUGGCGAUAUCAAGGGGGCAAAUGGGUCCAGUGUGGCAAAGCAGAGGGUAAUAUGCCAGGGAACAGGAUGUACAUGCACCCCGAUUCUCCGAACACUGGAGCUCACUGGAUGAGGCAAGAAGUGUCCUUCAGCAAGCUGAAGCUCACCAACAACAAGGGCAGCACCAAUAAUGUGGCACAGAUGAUUGUGCUUCAGUCCCUCCAUAAGUACCAGCCUCGUCUUCACAUUGUAGAAGUGAAGGAGGAUGGCUCAGAGGACCCGUUCCUCUCAUCCAAGGCUCAGACUUUUGUCUUCCCCGAGACUCAGUUCAUCGCUGUCACUGCUUAUCAGAAUGCAGAUAUCACUCAGCUGAAAAUAGACCAUAACCCCUUCGCUAAAGGUUUCCGUGACAAUUACGACACGUUAUAUGCUCCUCCCGACUCUGAUCGCCUCACCCCCUCCCCAACAGAGAGCCAGCAGCUGCUGCCUGGGAGCUGCUACCCUCAGAGCUACAUCUCGGAGCCGUACAUGAGCCCCCUGCAACCGAGCCGCUUCUACAGCCGCGAACCCAUCAGCAUGGGCCAGCAGCACAAGGAUCCGUGCUCCAGUCCCAGUUCUCCCAGUCGCUGGUACCUUACACCUCAGCAAGGCGUGGCCCCCAAUCGGCUUGACUUCACUCCCUCUUAUGAAGGGGACUUUUCUGGAAAUGGCUUCUACAAGCCCUUCCCUCUGCAGACAUCAGCUCACCACGCCUUGAGCUUCUACCCGGAUCACCCCUUUGCCUCUACAAGCGUUUCUGUCUCCGGAGCUUCCUCAGCAGGCUGGAGUACCAGUCGGCCCACGCCUCAGUACCUCACCCACUCAAGUAAGCCGAGCCCCAAUUUAGCGUGGUUCAGACCCAUAUCUUCUUCCUCCUCUUCUUCUUCUUCUGUGUCACCUGGUAACCCCAGGCUACACCCUCCCUCACUUCUGGAGCCCCUUCAGGUGGCCGUACUGCAGGAAAAGCACAAAGAUCCUGGAGGAGUCACGGGAGAUGACACCUGGCUAGAACCUCCUUCUGUUAAAUCAGCGGACUCGGCAGACUCGGGCCUGUUUGAAGGCGGAGCCGCUGAGAACAAGAAGAGGAGGGUGUCACCUUACACGUCCAGCACUGAGAACUCCCCACCUCCACCACACAGUGUCGAGAUCUGCGAGAAGGAUGGCAACGGCGAUGUGGACUUCUAUGGCUACUACACGCACUGAAGACAUCGCACAUCAACGCAGUGUCUCCCCCACAGAGCCCUUUGUCCAGUGGUGUCUUUCUUGUGGACACAUGUAACAGCCUGUCCAGUCAAGUGCAGACAACAGGCUGGAACAGUCUCCCAAUCUCUGAAGGACAAGUAGCAAGGCCCCGCUGAGAGUGUCAGAUGAUUAUAACAGGAACCUCCAAGGUUACUGUCAAAGUUGAUGUUUAACUGAAGCCCGAGUGGAAGUGACUGGUGCAGCGUCUCUGCCCUACAGUUACAUAAAUGCCAAACAGACAUCCAGACAUGUGAAUUUAGACUUUGAAACAUCUGGUAAUCGAAAGCACCUGCAGGAAACGUCUGUUCUUUCUGCAUAAGACUCUCUUCGUCUCCGGCUCGUCUUCCCCUUCUCAUCUGCAACCGUUCAACCGUGUAUUUGCUCUUUACAAUACGCUUACAUUCACUCCCCUGAUGAGUUUAAGAA